Aphanomyces astaci is the source of this 642-nucleotide messenger RNA. RefSeq lists its product as hypothetical. The record is from RefSeq and is a predicted model, not a curated record. Lineage: Eukaryota; Oomycota; Saprolegniomycetes; Saprolegniales; Verrucalvaceae. The transcript has 4 exons. The coding region runs from base 1 to 642 and encodes 213 amino acids.
AUGGAUGCCCGCUACAACCUCGAUGACCUGGAGGACUUCACAUUCGACAGAGUCAUGCAGGUUACAACGAACGACGCCGACUGCCUGCGCUGGUGCAUGAGUAUUGGCGGCGUUGGAUCCGUCGUUGAAAUUGACGAAACGUCGCUCAAGAAAAAAUCCAAGUACAACCGUGGUACGCGCCACCCAGAGUGUUGGUUAUUUGGUGGCGUUGACCGAGCAACCAAGAAGUGGUUUGGCGUGCUAACGUAUGAAGACCGCACGAAGCCGGUGUUGUCUGCGUUCAUUGGAAAACACAUACGACCUGGAACCUUGAUCAUGUCUGACAAGUUCGGGUCGUAUGUGUCCACCAAUGAGCGCCACACCUUGGCAAACAAUCCAGCUUUGGCGGGCAUGGGUUACACGCAUCAGUGGGUGAACCACUCUGAAAACUUCGUGAACGCAGCGAACGGAGCCCACACACAAGGUAUUGAAGGUGUGUGGGAGAGCGGCCAUGGCCCUCGCCACUUGCACCUCGCCACUGCCACGUCGCUGGUGAAUCUGACGAACACGGACCGCAAUGCCAUCCUCCGUCGGCUGCUAGCACUUGUCACGCCGCAAUCAUCGACUCAAAGAUCGACGAACUUGCCCAAGAGACACCGUUGA